Molecule: messenger RNA, 1047 nt
Organism: Mauremys reevesii (Reeves's turtle)
Lineage: Eukaryota; Metazoa; Chordata; Testudines; Geoemydidae
Gene: HOXB1
Product: homeobox B1
Exons: 2
Coding region: 1-939 (312 amino acids)
Biological process (GO): regulation of transcription by RNA polymerase II
Cellular component (GO): nucleus
Molecular function (GO): DNA-binding transcription factor activity, RNA polymerase II-specific; RNA polymerase II cis-regulatory region sequence-specific DNA binding
Source: RefSeq, a predicted model, not a curated record
AUGGACAAUACUAGGAUGAACUCCUUCUUAGAGUAUGCAAUUUGUAACCGUGGGACGGGCGCCUACUCACCCAAGGGCUACCAUCAUUUAGAGCAAGGGGUAACCUCCUUCCCUGCUUGCUCAGGUACACCCAGCAGUGACAGUUAUAAUGGAGACGGACGCUUUGUCGUAGCAGGGAGCGCUACGGUGCCCAGCCAUCCUGCUCAGCCGAACCCAGGCUACCCUCACCCCCACCCUGCAGGGCUUGGCCUCCCCUUCUCGGGCUCUGCAGCCGCAGGGUACCCGCCCCAAGCCUGCAACCCCAGCUACGGGCAUCACCAGUUCUACCUCAGCCAGCAGGAAACGGAUGGCGUGUAUUUCCAAUCUGCCCCCGCCGGAUCUAACCUCAGCUCUGGGUCAGACGGCUACUGCCCCGCCGUGUCAGGUUCUGGGCAGUACCAACACCACCCCUAUGGGCAGGAGCAGCCAGCCUACUUGCAGGGAGCUUACAGCCACCUUUCGUCUGCUUUAAACGAGGACAAAGAUCACGCCUGCCCCUCUGAGCUCUGCCCCACCGCCAGCCUCACACAGACCUUCGACUGGAUGAAAGUGAAAAGAAAUCCUCCCAAAACAGCUAAAGUGUCUGAAUAUGGACUGGUCGCCCCCCCCAACGCCAUCCGGACCAACUUCACCACCAAGCAGCUGACGGAGCUGGAGAAGGAGUUUCACUUUAACAAGUACCUCACCCGGGCCAGGCGAGUGGAAAUCGCCGCCACCUUGGAACUCAACGAAACCCAGGUGAAGAUCUGGUUCCAGAACCGGCGGAUGAAGCAGAAAAAGCGGGAGAAGGAAGGCCUGGCCCCCGCUCCUGCCCCCAGGGCUGCUAAGGAAGUGGGCGAAGCCUCGGACCAGUCCAGCUUCACCUCACCCGAGGCCUCUCCCAACUCCGUUUCCUCCUGAAACGGUCCCUUCAAGGCGCAGGAAGGAUAAGGCCAUCUCCCUGCAAACUGAGCCAAGGCACGGAUACCCAGCCCGUGUACACUCCCACACGUCCACACACACACCCCA